Molecule: messenger RNA, 897 nt
Organism: Ichthyophthirius multifiliis
Lineage: Eukaryota; Ciliophora; Oligohymenophorea; Hymenostomatida
Product: PH domain protein
Exons: 1
Source: RefSeq, a predicted model, not a curated record
CAAUAAAAUCUUGAAGGAAUAUAAUUUGCACUAGAUAUUGAAAACAUUUCGAUAUUUGCAAUUGAUAUUAAAGGUAUUCCUUUUGCAAAAAUAACAUUUUAUAAUGCCCGACUAUUUUGUGAUAAGACAGACGAAAGAAUAUUAGUUAAUAUAGAAUGUAGCACUAUUGACGGAAGCUAUUUUGAAGCAAAAAACAAAGAAGAUUAAAUUUACAUUGAAUUCCCAUUAAUUGGAGAUUUAGGAAAGUUUGGUAUUCAUAAUAGGCAAGAAAUUACAGAUUUAACUCAUCUUAUUAAAUAAAUUAAAAAUAAUAAAGAAUAUAGGAUGAGCGAAUAUAAAUAAUUUAAUAUUAUUUCUUAAAUUAAUGAUUGUGAUUUCUAUUUUAAGAUUAAAAUUGAUUAAAAAACUUCUGAUAAAUAUAAUAGCAUUAAUAUCUAAAACAUUACAAUUGUAGCAUAAAUGGGUAUUUUAUUGAGAAUUGGAAGAUUUACUAAACUUGAUGAUGAUAUUUCUGAAACUUAACUAUAACCAGUUUGCAAAAUCCCUAAUUUAUUUGAUUAAGAAGAAGAAUCGAAUAAAAAAGGGCAAGAUUACUUCAAUUUUCCUAAAAAUUAUUUAGAAUUAACUAUUAAUGUAAAAAAUGUAUUAAUAUGCAGCUCUUGCAUUACAUCUACUAAUAUUUUAACUGUCAGAGGCGAAUUUAAUAUCGGUAUGAAAUGGAAUAAAUAGUCAUAAAUACUUUAAAAUGUAUAAGAAAACACUCAUAUUAUUUAAGAAUAAAACUUUGAAAUCUAAGGUUUAGAGAUUUUUAUUUGCGAUUAUGAAGAAAUGUCAUAAACGGAUUUUAAAAGAGUAAAAAAAAGAGAAAUUUUUGCUUCCAACUAAUAUAGUAGUUGA